Messenger RNA from Capsicum annuum, 1089 nucleotides. RefSeq names its product NADPH-dependent pterin aldehyde reductase. NCBI's taxonomy places the organism in Eukaryota, Viridiplantae, Streptophyta, Magnoliopsida, Solanales, Solanaceae. The transcript is spliced from 5 exons. Gene Ontology annotation, biological process: folic acid-containing compound metabolic process. Gene Ontology annotation, molecular function: oxidoreductase activity, acting on the CH-OH group of donors, NAD or NADP as acceptor. The coding region runs from base 93 to 854 and encodes 253 amino acids. The record is from RefSeq and is a predicted model, not a curated record. Gene Ontology annotation, cellular component: cytosol.
GGAGGCAAUACCAUUUUUGGUAAUAUAUACUAGCUUUAUAGCCGAAAAAUGAAAAGAACGUAUUUCUUCUUAUGCUUUAUUUUUGGUGAGAUAUGACACUACCGUCAAUGUGUACUCCGGCAGGGAUUCCGAGUAUGCGGUCAGCCGGAAUAGAGAAACGGACGGCCUUAAUCACCGGCGUUAGUGGAGGGUUAGGAAAAGCCCUAGCCGUAGAAUUGGCAAAGAGAGGUCACUGUAUUAUCGGCUGCGCUCGUUCUCAGGACAAGCUCAAUGCUCUUCAGCCAGAGCUCGCUUCCGCUUCCAAUCCUCCUUCAGAGAACAAGCACCUCCUCAUCAACGCCGAUGUGAGCGUAAAUAACAGUGUUGAAGAGUUUGCACGUGCUGUUAUGGAGAAAAAGGGCGUUCCUGAUAUCAUUGUGAAUUGUGCGGGAACUAUUAAUAGGAACAACAAACUUUGGGAAGUGCCAGCUGAAGAGUUUGAUUCUGUCAUUGAUACAAAUCUGAAAGGAACUGCAAAUAUUCUGCGUCACUUUAUUCCCCUAAUGCUUGAGAAGAAGCAAGGAGUGAUCAUAAAUAUGUCUUCUGGAUGGGGAAGAUCUGGUGCGGCACAGGUGGCACCUUAUUGUGCUUCAAAAUGGGCAAUUGAAGGUUUGACAGCUUCAGUUGCGAAGGAGUUGCCCCCUGGAAUGGCAGCUGUUGCACUUAAUCCUGGCGUCAUUUACACGGACAUGCUUCAGUCGUGCUUUGGCAAUUCAGCAUCGCUCUACCAGACACCUGAGUUAUGGGCUCCAAAGGCGGCUAACAUGAUACUAAAUCUAACCAUGGCUGAUAAUGGGGCAUCUCUUUCGGUGUAAAUUUACGCAGUUAAGUGACAUACUAGCUUUAGCAGAAUGAUGGAAACCACCAGUUUUUUUAUUCCAUCGAGUAUGAUAAUCAUUUUUCUCCCCAGAGUUGUCUUGUAUUUUUGUGAGUGUAUGAGAUUUGAAACAUUUGUAAUGUUUGGAGCAGCUAAGAGCGGGUCAAAGGGAGUUUAGGCUUAUGCAAAUGGUCUAUUUGUUUGAUAAAGUAGGUUUCAUUUUCUUGGUUUCA